UGUCACUUCAAAAGUGAUGAUUUAAUUUUACUCUCGAAAUAAUUAAUAAAUUUCACCAAAUUAACAUAUAGAAAAUUUAUUAAAAUACAAACGCUUUGGCCAAAAUAUGUCUGAAACAAAUAAUACUCGUAGUCAUAAUAUCAGGCUGGAGAAAGAGGAAUCUCCUCUUGUUAGCAGCAGCAGUAGUGUAAAGACUGGGUCGAAUUCCAGCCCUUUAGAGUUGGAAGUAAUUGUGGAGGAGAGUUUAAAACAGAUUGGAACACCUCCAAACUAUGACGAGCUAACUCUGAAUAGCAUUGUGGAUGCAAUUAUGCCCAAAAUUAAGAACAAGUUAAUGGGCCUUGAUGCGAUCGAGUUGGAGGUCCAGAAUAUCCGAAAAUCCCUGGACACAUAUAGUCAGCAAAUGAAAGCAGUGGAUGGGGACAUAGCUGAAAUAUUUUUGGACCUGCACAAUAUUUACAAGAGGCUCGAAGGACUCGAUAAAAGUGGCAGGAAGUUAUGCAGCACAAAGAAAGCCAUUUUAUUAAGGCAUGUCAAGGAGUCUGAAGACUUGCUGAACCGUUCACGACGUUAUCUAACAAACGAUCCCAAAGAGAUGAGUGCCCAUCUUGUUGGUCCACCAACGGAAGUCCCAUCGAUUCCUAAGGACACAGCCAACUUGGAGGGCAGCUCGAAAGGAAGUACCUAAACCGAACCUAAUAAUUUUGAUUGAUGAUUGUACUACUCACUCCAUCUAAAUCUGUGCAUAACAUACUUCAGAGACGGCAAACGGGUGUUAAAUGUGGACUGCAACAAAAAAAUAUUUAUUAAAUUUCUAACUAUUUACAACAAA
This is a messenger RNA of Drosophila santomea, 832 nucleotides long. RefSeq lists its product as uncharacterized. The record is from RefSeq and is a predicted model, not a curated record. The coding region runs from base 107 to 688 and encodes 193 amino acids. The transcript is spliced from 2 exons. NCBI's taxonomy places the organism in Eukaryota, Metazoa, Arthropoda, Insecta, Diptera, Drosophilidae.